Microcebus murinus (gray mouse lemur) is the source of this 5995-nucleotide messenger RNA. The record is from RefSeq and is a predicted model, not a curated record. Lineage: Eukaryota; Metazoa; Chordata; Mammalia; Primates; Cheirogaleidae.
UCCAGCCUGGGCAACACAGCCAGACCCUGUCUCUUAAAAAAAAAGCAAGUCAGUGGCAAAGCUGGGAUUUGAACUCAUCCAUAACUUGCCAGAGGUACUCUGUGCUCAGUGCUCCUGCUGCCCAGGAGCAGAGCCCUCUAGGGGAGAAGGUAUGAUUUGAGGCCACUGAAUAUGCAAGAUGAGGGAGACUGUCCCCUCAGAGUGGGGCCCGCCUGGGAGAGAACUUGGUAGGGGGGUGGGACCUGGACUGUCCCCCUCUGUACUCACCAAUCCCUCAUUUCCUAUCCCAAACAGGAAUAUGCAUGCUCUGGUCCCAUAGCAGAAGUCUUGGUUAGAGCUGGGGCUCUAACCCAGGCUGUGCUCCCCUACCCAGGGGCAGCUUUGGAGACCUGGCCACACAGAGAAACACUCCCCACCAGUUACCCCCCACCCCUGCUUCUCCAGCCUUUCCACAGUCAGGGGGGCAGGGAGGGACAGCGCUGCAUCAUUCUCCAUGGCACUCCACUCUGGUGCCAUUAACAGACGCCUCCCCAUCGAUCUGAUCUGCUAAGUGCUGCUGAUUCAGGCGGGUGGGGGUGGGGGCCCCUGGGGGCAGAGGGGAUAGAAGCUGGGCAGGCAGAGGGGGGAGUCCAGGAAGGAGGUGGGGAGAAUUGGCAAAGUUCCCUGCCACCCCCAUUUUCCAGAUGACGCGACUGAGGCCCAACCAGCUUUGUAGGAGGCGGAGUCUCCCCAGGGUCCCUCUCAGGCUGUCCUAGGGGAGGGGGCUCGGGGAGCCACGAGGCCCCUCCCUGCCUCUCUUUUCAUCUCCCGGCAAGCUCAGAGGAGCGGGGAGAGAGAGCCAGAGGAGGAGGAGAACUCAGGCAGCUCUGCAGAGGGGGCCAGGAGCUCCGGUGUUUGGUACCCCCAGCCCCACCGCAGUUGCUGCUGCUGCAGCGGGGACACAGGUGAGGACAGCCCUAGGGGGAGGGGACCACCAACAGCACUGUCCUUGUCCUUCCCUGUUCCAGCCCCCACGCCCUAGCCCAUCCUGGGGUAGUCCCCAGGUGUCCCACUGGACCUUGCCCUUCCAAAGCCUCCUCCUGGGGACCCAGCCUCCUCCCCCUGCCCAUGGGGCCUCCUCUCCAAGCCUGGCUGUGGCCGCUUCUCUUCCUCCUCCUGCUGCCGCUGCUGCCACUGCUGCUGCCCAGCACACACCGCCAGCCCCUUGGGGUGUGGUUUCUCCAGACCUGCCCCCAACUGUGGGACCCAGCCUUCUCACCAGCUUCCUGCAAAGCUCCGCAGCUCCCCCUCCCUGGAGACACACCCAACUCCCUUUCAACACCCCACACCCCUCUCUAGCCCAUUUAGAGGGAACCCCCUUCCUCUUAGUCUUUUCAGGUCCCCUGAGUGCUCUGGGGCUUUGCCCAACUUCCUUCUAAUUGAGUCCCAGCCCCUCAGGCCCCUUUUUGCUCUCUGCAGAACUCCUGAAGAUGUGGACCAGGCUUUCUUAGCACCUCUAGAUACCCUCCUUCCCUGGGUAACUCUCAGCCUCUUAAAAAAAUAACCCAGCCCCACAUGUAUCCCUGUAGAUUCUUCACUCCCCUCCCCAGAUCCACCAGGAGGCCCCUCCUCUUCUUCCUUCCCCAGAACUCCUGUAGAGUGUAGACAACCCCCCCCCAGGCUAUUCUUGGCAGCUCUAGGCACUCCCCAGACCCCUUUCAGCCUCUUUACAAUCUCCUGGCUCUACAGCCACCCCUUGGGAUGCACUAGCCCCCUUUCCAGAUCCACAAGGGGGCUCCAACUCCGAUAUCUUUCCCACCAAAGCCUUGAGGGUGUGGACAACCCUCUUCACCUGUUUCACCCCCUCUAGACUACCUCCCUUCCAGACACUGUCAACCUCUUUCAAGCACUUCUUGCCCCAUUUCUACCCCUGUGGAUGCCCCAAUCUCCAACCCUUCAACCCUGCUAAGGGCUUCCAGGCCCUUCUUCCCUCCCUAAGACUAGAGACUAUUGACAACUUCCCAUGUGUUUCUUGGCCCCUAUAGACACCCCCAGGCAUCUCUCAGGCACAUGUCACUCCUCUAGAAUCAUCUCAGUCUCUCUAAACUUUCCCUCAGAUCCUUCUUGGCCUUUCGGGAUGCCUCUUUUCUGCUUCUCUCUAUGUCCCCUGGCCCCUUCUCAGCCCCUCUACAUCGCCCAGGCCCCUCCUAGACCCUGUAAAUGCCUCCCAAGGCCCUGCCCCUCUCUCUAGUUCCUCCUCCUGGUUCUUCUUGGCGUCUCUAGACACCUCUAGUUUCCUUGUCCGUGUGGCCCAGGGCCUCUCCAAGCCCCCACCAUCCUGGAGACAGCCACAUUCUCCUAAACGCCCCCCCCCUCAAGUCUCCGUGGGCCUGGGGAGCGGCAGGAUGGCAGCAGGUGUGGCCACGUGGCUGCCUUUCGCCCGUGCGGCGGCGGUGGGCUGGCUGCCCCUGGCCCAGCAGCCCCUGCCUCCUGCGCCGGGGGUGAAGGCGUCUCGCGGGGAUGAGGUUCUGGUGGUGAACGUGAGCGGACGGCGCUUUGAGACCUGGAAGAACACACUGGACCGCUACCCAGACACCCUGCUGGGCAGUUCUGAGAAGGAGUUCUUCUACGACGCCGACUCGGGCGAGUACUUUUUUGAUCGCGACCCAGACAUGUUCCGGCAUGUGCUAAACUUCUACCGCACGGGCCGGCUGCACUGCCCGCGGCAGGAGUGCAUCCAGGCCUUCGACGAGGAGCUGGCCUUUUACGGCCUGGUCCCGGAGCUUGUCGGCGACUGCUGCCUUGAAGAGUACCGGGACCGCAAGAAGGAGAACGCCGAGCGCCUGGCGGAGGACGAGGAGGCCGAGCAGGCCGGGGACAGCCCAGCCUUGCCGGCAGGCAGCUCCCUGCGCCAGCGGCUCUGGCGGGCCUUCGAGAACCCGCACACAAGCACUGCAGCCCUCGUUUUCUACUAUGUGACUGGCUUUUUCAUCGCCGUGUCGGUUGUCGCCAACGUGGUGGAGACUAUUCCAUGCCGCGGCUCAGCGCGCCACGCCCCAAGGGAACAGCCCUGUGGCGAACGCUUCCCAAUGGCCUUUUUCUGCAUGGACACAGCCUGUGUGCUCAUAUUCACAGGUGAAUACCUCUUGCGGCUGUUUGCUGCCCCUAGCCGUUGCCGCUUCCUGCGGAGUGUCAUGAGCCUCAUAGAUGUGGUGGCCAUCCUGCCCUACUACAUUGGGCUUUUCGUGCCCAAGAACGAGGAUGUCUCAGGCGCCUUUGUCACUCUGCGUGUGUUCCGGGUGUUCCGCAUCUUCAAGUUCUCCAGACACUCACAGGGUUUGAGAAUUCUGGGCUACACACUCAAGAGCUGUGCCUCUGAGCUGGGCUUUCUCCUCUUUUCUCUCACAAUGGCCAUCAUCAUCUUUGCCACUGUCAUGUUCUAUGCGGAGAAGGGCACAAACAAGACCAACUUUACCAGCAUCCCUGCAGCAUUCUGGUAUACCAUUGUCACCAUGACCACGCUUGGCUACGGAGACAUGGUGCCUAGCACCAUUGCUGGCAAGAUUUUUGGGUCCAUCUGCUCGCUCAGUGGCGUCUUGGUCAUUGCCCUGCCUGUGCCAGUCAUUGUGUCCAACUUUAGCCGCAUCUACCACCAGAACCAGCGGGCUGACAAGCGCCGAGCUCAGCAGAAGGUGCGCUUGGCAAGGAUUCGGUUGGCAAAGAGUGGUACCACCAAUGCCUUCCUGCAGUACAAGCAGAACGGGGGCCUUGAGGACAGCAGCAGUGGAGAGGAGCAGGCGCUAUGUGUCAGAAACCGUUCUGCUUUUGAACACCAACAUCACCACUUGCUGCAUUGUCUGGAGAAGACAACGUGCCAUGAGUUCACAGACGAGCUAACCUUCAGUGAAGCCUUGGGAGCUGUCUCGCUAGGAGGCCGCACCAGCUGCAGCACCUCUGUGUCCUCCCAGCCAGUGGGGCCCAGCAGCCUGCUAUCUUCUUGCUGUCCUCGCAGAGCCAAGCGCCGUGCCAUCCGCCUUGCCAACUCCACUGCCUCAGUCAGCCGUGGCAGCAUGCAGGAGCUGGACACACUAGCAGGGCUACGGAGGAGCCUUGCUCCUCAGAGGAACUGCUCUGAGCACUUUGUAUCAUUUAUUAUCUCACUGAAUCUCCACAACAACCCCAUGAGCCGCUCAAGCCUCAAUGCUAAGCCCCAUGACAGCUUUGAUCUGAACUGCGACAGCCGGGACUUCGUGGCUGCCAUUAUCAGUAUCCCGACCCUUCCUGCCAACACGCCAGAUGAGAGCCAACCUUCCUCCCCUGGUGGCGGUGGCAGGGCAAGCAGCACCCUCAGGAACUCCAGCCUGGGUACCCCCUGCCUCCUUCCUGAGACUGUGAAGAUCUCUUCGCUGUGAGGGGUGGGCCAGCCUAUUCAGAGGGCCCUCUUCAUUUUUGGGGACUCCUUUCCAAAGCCAUAUUUUGGGGAAGCAGAGAGGGCAGGCCUGGGGACGCCCUCCGCCCCACAUCAAGAACUAUGCAAUGGAGUUUCAUGGAAUGGCCUACAUGGUGGGGAAGUAGCCAGGGAAUGGGAAACUUCCCCCCUCCCCAGACAGUUCUGGUGGGAGCUGAAGCACGAGGCUUCCACAGGCCCCUGGCCUCCUUGCCCCAGCACACUGGGUGGGACUGGCCCUGCUCCCUGAGCUGGCCUCCUGCAUGCUCCUCCCCUGGGGCCUGAGAGGUAGGUAAAAUGCCCACCUGACAUCUGAGCUCUGGCCUGAGAAGGAGAGUUGAGAUUUCUUCUUCUCUCUGGCUGGGCUAUGGAGGGAGGUUUGGAGGUUCAGUGAAGAGAACCCUCACCUCAGAUAUGGUCUCUAGGAGAGGUCCCUGCCCUCCGCCUGGCCCAACAAUUCCCAGAUUCCAAAGCUCAGAAUGCAACCACAGGCUUCAUGGGCUGUGCCACAGCAGUGGCCUGCCACCCCCAGGUUGAGGGGUCAGGCUGCCUCUCCCAACACAUACAGAUAGCACAAACUCCACCACCCCCUUCCCUGGCUGCUAGAAAUGGGUCCCCGCAAGCCUGUCCUCCACUGGGCCCCCAGCAAACUCUAGCAAUAGCUGCUGCCACCAUGACAUUAUGCAAAGCCUCUGACCAGUCUGCUGCAGCAUUUAUAUCUGCCCUAAUCAGAGGGGCCACCUCUAACUACUCCUUCUCUCUUCUUCUUUGGCUUACUUCCUUCCUGGGUUGGGCUGGAGUCUGGACUGGCUGAGAUAAGAACCUGGCAGCCAGCAAGAGCUGGGCUGUGUUUGGAGAUCAUAGGCUGAUUCCAUGUUCUUAGGCAGGAUUCCAGAAGUGUCAGGGGCUGAGGCCUGGGUUGGGUUGUUCCUGAACUCCUGGAGUUGUAGCAGACAGGAGGAACUUCUUGAUCUCCUUUUCCUCCCUGACAACUCCUUUUCACAUAUUCCACUCUCUUCUCCCUCUUGGGUCACUUUCUAGAACUCUGCUCUCAGGCUGAAAUCUGCAUCAUCUCAGGUUCCCUGUCCCCAGCACUGUCCCCAUGGAGCUGGUGACUGACAAAGAUGUAGUUUCUGUCAGUCAAUAAAACCUGAGAGGAGAGAUGUGACUGAACACCUCCUGGGUCUGUGGGUUUGAGGGCUGGGUUGGGCUGGGGUGGUGGUGGUGAAAUCACUCUGAUUUCAAUUCCUUUCAACUAGGUGAAGGGCUGGUAUGAGUAAAGGUAUGGGAGGUGGAUGGCUCUGGUGAUGUAUUCUGGAAGAUGAGGAUCCAGGAGAAAUGAAAGAGGGUGGUUUGAAGAGUCAAAUACAUAGCCAGUGAGGCAGACUAGGGGUUCCUGAGACAUUCCCCUUGGACAUCAUCCACUCCAGCCUCCUGAUUCACAGAUGGGGAAAUAAAGACCCAGAGCAGCAUGUAGUUGGUUUGAAGAGACUUAAGCCCAGGCUUCCUGACAGCAAACAACUCUGAAUUUAACCAUAAUAAAAGCAUCUCUCAGUUUGGUGAAUUCCC